Molecule: messenger RNA, 1797 nt
Organism: Plasmodium cynomolgi strain B
Lineage: Eukaryota; Apicomplexa; Aconoidasida; Haemosporida; Plasmodiidae
Product: SICAvar-like protein
Exons: 1
Coding region: 1-1797 (598 amino acids)
Source: RefSeq, a predicted model, not a curated record
AUGAAGGCCAUUUGGAAAAUCCCUUUUUCCCUUUUCUUUUGGAACUUUUUAAUUUAUUUAAAUUGUGCAAAGGUGACCAACUCAAAUCAGCUAAAAACGAAUUUGAGAAAUGGGUUUGGACAAAAUGGCUACUUGACUGGUCAUGUGGGAGGAGGAGCACAUCCAAAUUUGAAGAAGCAGCAUGGAGGGGGGGUUUCCGUGCAGGGGAAUGACGAUGAGGAAGUGGAUUCCGACCAGAAAGUGGAUCCCCCCGAGACAGUGGAUUCCCGCGGGACAGUGGAUUCCCACGGGACAGAAGAAACAGAGAAAGCAUUGACAGCAGAGGCAGUAGAGAAAGCACCGGAAAAACCGGCAGCAGGGCCAGAAGAGGUAGCACAAUCGGUUUUGGACCAGACAGUGGGAACAGAGGAAACAGAGGAAACAAAGAAAGCAUCGGUAAUACCGGAAGUACCGGUAGCAUCGGCAGCACCGGGAAAAUCGGAAGAACCGGGAGAACCGGGAGCAUCGGGAGAACUGGGAGCACCAGGAACACCGCCACAAGGGACAACAGAUACAGAAGGGACAGAUGGGACAAAAGGGGCAACAGCGGCUACGACCUGUCCGGGCAAUACAGAAGGAUGUGAAGGUGGGGCGGGAUGUACUCACACAGCAGCCAAAAGCACAUGUCCCAACGCAGAGAGCGGACAGUGCACUAAUGAAAAUUGUGAUGUGUGUAAAAAAACCACCACAAGUCCAGCUGAGGUGUCAGAACAGGUUCUCACUGAAGAAUCACAGAUAACUGUUGUGAGCCCACCAACAGGGGGGGUGAACUCUGGACAGACAGCAGACACUAACAACUUACAAGAAGAAAAAUUGAGUGACAAAGAUAAUGAUAUUAGUUCAAAGGAGGAUAAGGCAGAAGAAGCGGUUUUGGACAAUACAGUGGGAACAGAGAAAGCAUUGGAAACGGAGAAAGUAUCGGAAACACCGGAAGCACCGAAAGCACCGAAAGCACCGGGAGCAGAGGAAGAAGGGACACCACAGACAGCACCGGAAGCAGGGACAACAGGGAAAGAAGGGACAACAGUGGUUACGACCUGUCCGGGCAAUACAGAAGGAUGUAAAGGUGGGGAGGGAUGUACUCACACAGCAGCCAAAAGCACAUGUCCCAACGCAGAGAGCGGACAGUGCACUAAUGAAAAUUGUGAUGUGUGUAAAAAAACCACCACAAGUGCAGCGCAGGUGUCAGAACAGGUUUCCAAUGGAGCAUCACAGAUAACUGUUGUGAGCCCACCAACAGGGGGGGUGAACUCCGGACAGACAGCAGACCCUAACAGUUUACAAGCAGUAAAUUUGAGUGACAAAGAUAAGGAUAUCAGUUCGAAGGAGGAAGAAGUGUUGGUGGAAAGGGAAGUAGAGAACGACGUGGAGAAGGAGAAUGCUAACGAAGACGACACGGAGGAUGAGGGAGAAACUGAUAGCGCAAACUAUGACGAUGUGGACGUGGAGGAGGACGAUGAGGAAGUAGAGGACGAAAUUGAAGACCCAGAAUAUGCGCAACAGAUAACAGAAACGCAGAACGCGCAAAAAAUGCCAACGGCGCAAAACAACCCCCCUGAUGUAGGACAUAAAUCUCUAAUCAGCGAAGCCAUCGUUCAUAGUGCUCUUGCGGAAGAGUACAAGGACACCAUGAAGGGUAAGAAAGAAGCCGAAGCCUUCGUGAACACUUUGCUGGAUUUACUGGACGGUGAUAACAGCGAAGUCGACGAUGCCAUCAAGAAUUUGGCUGACGACAUUUCGCAAUUCGUCCUCAAGUGA